This is a messenger RNA of Phyllopteryx taeniolatus (common seadragon), 2197 nucleotides long. RefSeq names its product xyloside xylosyltransferase 1 (gene xxylt1). The coding region runs from base 297 to 1493 and encodes 398 amino acids. The transcript has 6 exons. The record is from RefSeq and is a predicted model, not a curated record. Gene Ontology annotation, molecular function: UDP-xylosyltransferase activity. Lineage: Eukaryota; Metazoa; Chordata; Actinopteri; Syngnathiformes; Syngnathidae.
AACAUUCAAUGCAACAUGACCCGAUGCGAGUGGGCGUGCCGUGAGCAAGGUUGUGGGUCGUCUGCUGCUAGCUUGCUGUUGUAAAUCAGACCACUCCAAAUGUCGGAUAAGUAAACCACACGAUUACUGUUGUUUUUUUCGACAACAAGAGUGUGGAUCCUGAAAACAAGUUGUCAAGAUGAAACCGCAGAAAGCAGCAACUGUAAAUAAUGAACUGAAUAGAAAUGCCCCUGAACCGGAGUGACAAAAAUAUGGUGACAGUUUUGCCUCCAUUUUUCUGACAUGAGCGUGCAGACAUGCGCAUCCUCAAACUAGCAUACAUAAUCAUGGCCAGGGUCAGUACGUUUAGAUCCCUUCAGUUUGUGCUGCUCCUGGCCGCUGCCCUGGCUGUGAUGGCGUUCUACUACUUCGGCUCAGAGAAUCAGAACUUCUCCAGCACCACCAAGAGGAUCAAACUUUCUCAGGCAAGCCACAACACCAACAGAAACGAUGCAGACCUGACCGUAGACACCAGGUUUUCCCAGGUUGACGGGUCCGAGAAGGAGGAAAAGGCAGAGAGCGAUAAGUUUCGAUCUAUAAAGAGCGGCGACAAGACAAUGGACCAACGCUACAAUGUUCUCAUGAUGUUCACUAAAGUGGACAAAAGCCGCAGCCUCCAGGACAAGUUCACGGUGGCCAUGUUGUCUAUGGUCAAAUAUGCGCAGUUCUUGGAAGGAGAGGUGCUGGUGCUUCAUUUUGUGAGUGAUCAGGCCAGUAAAGAACUGGGAGAGAAGAUGCUUCAGGAAUUCCUCACAAAUGCAACGUUCAAGUAUGAGGUGUUGUUCCACGACGUGGAAGCCCUCACUCACAAGCUGUUCCCAAUUGUGGAGGUCUUGCAGAAGCACUUCAGCGCUGGCUCCGGGGCAUAUUACAGCGACGCCAUCUUCUUCCUGUCUGUAGCCAUGCACCACAUUUUGCCAGAAAAUUUGACGCGCAUUGUGCAGCUUGACCUUGAUCUGAAGUACAGGACCAACAUCAGGGACCUCUUCCAGGAAUUUGAACGCUUCCCACCAGGAGCAGUGCUUGGCAUUGUCAGGGAGAUGCAGCCAGUGUACAGACACACUUUCUGGCAGUACCGCAAGGAAAACCCUCAAACCAGAGUGGGUGACCCUCCGCCCGAGGGUCUCCCCGGCUUCAACAGUGGUGUGAUGUUACUGGACCUCGCCGCAAUGAGGGCCUCUGCUCUCUAUAACCAACUGCUGGAAACGAGAAAUGUGACCAAGCUAGCUAACAAGUACAGCAUCAGAGGCAACCUCGGGGACCAGGACUUCUACACAAUGAUCAGCAUGGAGCACCCAGAACUGUUUUACUCCCUGGCCUGUGGUUGGAACCGACAACUGUGUACCUGGUGGAGGGACCACGGCUACGGAGAUGUUUUUCAGUUGUAUUAUCGGUGUGAUGGACCCAUCUAUAUCUACCACGGGAACUGUAACAGCCCCAUACCAAAUGAUUAAUGACAGGUACUGGAAAUCCAGUGUUUUUUAACAUAAUUUGACUCUCCCAUCUAUAGCUUACAAAAAUACCAGCGUCUUUGUCGUAACAGACUGUGCCCUUUGCUGGUCAACAGGCUACUAAGAUCUACUAACUUGCACCACUGUUACUGUAGACUAUACAUGAAAACUCUGCUUCAAAUCGCGUCUGUUGGUUGUGUGUUUUACACAUUUUUGUUCAUGUGUGAGUACCCAGCUACCACCCUAUUGCUAUGGUUACCAAGUCCCCGACUGGCGACUAUUAUCCUUUCACCGGGUGUAUGCGUCAAUUAGUGUUUGUAUGUUUUACUCAUGUUUAAUAUAUUGUUGUUGUUAGCUUUUUUCCUAGUAUUGUCUUGAGACACUUCAACUGUCUAACCUAUUUUUUGUAGGAUCUUGACCAAAAAAAAAAAAAAAAAACACUGACCCACUUUUGAGCUGUCAGUCUGAUUCAGAUAAAUGUCAGCACUCGAUAUUCAUCUCUUAUAUGUCUGAGGUGAUGGCUGGUGAAGGUUCUGCAUUAAGAUAAUCACGCUACCCAACACUCUUGAACAGAAACAUUAUUUCAAAUCUGUAUGUUUCCCAUGAAUUGACCCUUAGCUGUAAUAUUUUUAAGUUCUUUUUAAAAUAGCUCUGUUGUGAACUCUUGAUUGCACUUUACAAUAAUUAAAACUCAUGCUGAAACAUCA